UCAUGCACCAGGCCCCCUCCUUGGGAAUAGUAUAGGGUUACACUCCGUCAGUACAUCCUAACUUCGGCCCGGAACUAAUCUAACGCUGACCAGGUCAAAGUCAGCACAAGCAGGAAUCCUUUGUUUCGCCAAACUCUUCUCCCGAAAUCUCGAUAAUACAUAUAGGAUUAUCAUGGGGGUGUGGAUGAGAUAUUUUGGAGUAUUGUGUCUCCUUUGUGUGGCGGUGCUUGCUGACGAAGAAUGCGGGGAGUGCAAUAGAGACGAAUGUCCACCCCUGGACACGUCAAAAUGUCUGGCCAGUUUUAAAAGGGAUCGCUGCGAUUGUUGUCUGGUUUGCCUUCAGCAUGAGUUGCAGCCAUGUGACCUGCCGAAUCGUCCCUUCAGGUACGGAGAAUGUGGGGACUACCUCACGUGCGUUCCUGGGGCUGGUGACGUAGGCCAGUGUACCUGCGACAAUCAAGAGGUCAUUUGUGGAUCCGAUGGAGUUACCUACAACAAUCUGUGUCAGCUUCACCAGGAAAAUUCAAACAGAGACGAAGUCGUCAUUGUUAAAGCAUUCGGGAAGUGUAAAACCGAAACAGAAGCUUCGAAGCCAGUCAUCACCAGCGGACCCCCGGAUGUUGUGAACGGAACCGGAAGUAAUGUAGCAAUGAUAUGCGAGGCCACCGGAAAUCCAAUCCCUUAUAUCCUAUGGCUGUUUACAAGGGCCGAUGGGACCACCGUCAAUAUGCCAGGAGAUGACAAAGACGUGUCUAUGAAUCUUCGUGGGGGUCCUGAAGUUAAUCAGGUGACUGGCUGGCUGCAGGUAAUGGACAUCGCCAAAAAACACGAAGGAGAUUACACAUGCAUCGCCAAGAACACUGAGGGCGAUGUCAAUGCCACCGGGAGACUCAAGGUCAUCGAAACCAUUGACAUUGCCGAGGAAACCGGCGAGGAGACAUAAGCACGUGAUACUCUGAAACCAUCCGGGUCCUGUGACGUCAUAAACAGGUUCUGGCGAGGACAACAUGACGCAAUUUACUGCCCCGCCAGUCUUUCUUUCUUGCAAUAGAUCUAUCUUCAGUAGAAUUCUUCGCGCAAUUUUGUUAUUUUAUUUUUUACUCAUUCUUCGGGUAUUAAAGAGACGUGAUCGUCUGCUGUUUCCAUGGAAACGGAAAUGACGAUGAUCGGUAGCGACAAGAUGUUGCCAUGGUGAUAGGGAAUCCGUGUGUUUCUAAGGAGACCAGAUGGUGGAAUUUGUAUGGAGACUGACGAUAUUUUCCAAUGGAUAUCCGAAACGGGACGUUUCUUUAGAGAUAUGGACGGUGAAGGACUCAUGGAUGCGAAUGAUUCCAAUAGGUGGUAGUGUCCAUGGAAACGAAGGUGGCCAGUCUGUCUGGAAUCAGUAUAUGUGGUUUCCAUGGAAAUCUAGACGAUGUUGUAAAGAUACUGGAAUGAAAGUUUUUCUUGUUAAGGAGAAAGGUCUUUGUGUCUCUAUAUCACGGACUAACUAACUUGAAAGUAUGAUAAGCCGAAGUGAGUAGGCUUUUGUUUUCACGAAAAUAAUUUGUAAGUAAUUGUAAUAAUUUGUUAUAAUUAUCAAAGCAAUAUUUACGCUGCACAUUCAGAGGUAAAUAUUUACACAAGAUGCCUGCGCAGUUUACCGAAAUUAUAUCGCGUCGCUAUAUGCUGUAUAUUUCAAGGAUAUUUCAUUUCAAAUUAAAUAUUCAUAAGCAAGAUGUCGAGAAGUUCUGCAGUAAAUCUGUAUGAUGUGUCAUGUCGUUAUGUGUUUGUGAUGCUACGUUAAUUUUAGAUGGAUGUUUCCUUGUUCGAUGUUAUAUAUAUAUGACAUUAUCUGAUUUUACUGACUGGCUGUAGUCUGUAUGUGCUGAUAGUUAUUUUAUCUGACAACAAAACGUCAUAAGUCUUCCAUAGUGUUACCUACAUGUAUGUGCGAUGUUUAGAGAACUGUGAAAA
Molecule: messenger RNA, 1956 nt
Organism: Pecten maximus
Lineage: Eukaryota; Metazoa; Mollusca; Bivalvia; Pectinida; Pectinidae
Product: insulin-like growth factor-binding protein-related protein 1
Exons: 4
Coding region: 173-943 (256 amino acids)
Biological process (GO): regulation of cell growth; regulation of signal transduction
Cellular component (GO): extracellular region
Molecular function (GO): insulin-like growth factor binding
Source: RefSeq, a predicted model, not a curated record